This is a messenger RNA of Linum tenue, 264 nucleotides long. NCBI's taxonomy places the organism in Eukaryota, Viridiplantae, Streptophyta, Magnoliopsida, Malpighiales, Linaceae. The record is from the annotation of a GenBank genome assembly.
GCCUCCUCGAAAUCCUCCGGCGCGGCCCACUACCUGCCUCCGGUCCCGCUGAAGGAGCCGGUCUCGGCAGGCUUGAAAGCGGAAUUCGGAUUCACUCCUCACAGGCCACAGCGAGAGGUUGAACGGGCGGAUCGCGUUUCUCGGGCUGGCGGCGCUGCUACUGGUGGAGCUGGCGACGGUGAAGAGCGUGCUCAGCUACCACACCCCGUCGAUCGUCCUCGUCCAGAUCUAAUUCGUGGCUGCGGUGCCGGCGUUGUACAUUGA